Molecule: messenger RNA, 1494 nt
Organism: Aethina tumida (small hive beetle)
Lineage: Eukaryota; Metazoa; Arthropoda; Insecta; Coleoptera; Nitidulidae
Exons: 8
Coding region: 88-1401 (437 amino acids)
Molecular function (GO): protein binding
Source: RefSeq, a predicted model, not a curated record
CGAUCUGACUGACAAGUUUUGGAAUAUGUAUACGGCAAGAUAAGUGGAGUCGUUCAAGUGGCGAUAAGUGGGCAAACAGUGAUAAGGAUGUCAGUAACUGACCCCCUGUUAAAAGAUGUCAAAGGUUGCGUACAAAUAUUCCUGAAAGAAAACGCAUCACAAACAAAAGUGACAGACAAUAACUCCACAACCCUCGAUUUCUUGUAUACCCUGGAAAAAAUCUUCAACUUUGGCCUUAUAACUCAGCAAAACACCCUUUAUUUCAAUAGAACAAUCGACCCUUUUUGUUGGUUGAGCAGUAUUAUAAAAGAAAAAAGUGAAAUAAUCACUUAUACUUACAUAAACUGUGUCGAAAGUACCAAAGAAAAAGCAGGAUUAAGAAACAACACCGCUAAGUUCAGAUAUUUGUUGAAGACAUGUUUGGUCAAGAAGUGUCUUCAUGUUCCAGUCGAAUUUUUGAUGCUGAGCAAAAAAUGUCACUUAUUUUAUUUGAGAAACUCUGUAAUUGGAGACGAGAUACUUUCGGAAAUUUUCUUGUCAGUCUUACUGCAGCUGAGCAAAAUCAGUUUCAAUUUAGACCUAGACAUCUGCUCCUUCUUGGACCAAACUUGGCGAUUACCUGAGACGUUAAACUUCGAACUUGUACCAUGCAGAACUCUAGGAAUAAGUGUUAGUUUUUCAGGAGACAGAGCUGUGAUAGUACACAUUGAGUCAUCUGGAGUUGCUGCUGAAACUGAGCAAAUACACAAGGGUGAUAUUUUGGAUAGCCUAAAUGGAAUUUACAUUACUGCUUCAUCUAAAGGACGAUUGAACUCGAUUCUGCGCAGCAGUAAAGCCAAACCAGUUAUAAUGAUAAUCGUGAAAGCAUAUCAAACUUCGACCAACGAUAUUUUUCCGCCAAUUGCUCAGCUGUUUAAGGAUCUAAACUUUGACGUGCAGAGCAUCAAGGAUCAAUACAAGCCAGUUGUUAACCAUCAGGAAGAUAAUGCUCACAUUAAAAAAGUGUAUGGAUUUGAAGUUUUGUAUAUGGGAUUGAUACAUAUUGGUGAGGACGGAAGCGUCAGACAAAUAGAAAAGGCAAUUAAAACGUUUCUGGGGUCAAGAGAUAGGAAAAAUAUGGAUAAAACGGUGUUGUUUGAGAUUGGAGAAAUUGGUGUGAGAUUAAGAGAUCCAGAAACGAGUGAUUUAAUUGAGCAACAUACUUAUAUGAGUAUUAGUUCCUGUGGAGCUUCGACAUAUCAAAAAAAUUAUUUCGGAUAUAUUGCUGGGUCGAAAAACGAAGUUUGUGAUCAAGCAGAAAAUUUUGUUUGUCAUAUCUUUCAUUCAGAACAUCAGGGAGAAAUUUCCACGAUUUUACAAAGUAUAGGGCAGGGUUUUCAUAGAACGCACUUUGCUGUUUAAAACAUAUUUUAUGUGCUAUUUAUAUAUUUUAUAUAGAAGCAUUUUUAGCAAUAUUUAUUUAUAACUCACUCAAUAAAAUUGUUGCAAUAUUGA